AUGGAAUGGGACAAAGCUAUUUUCGUCGGAGAAAUGUUGGAGGGAAGGGCGCCUCAUUGGCGUGGAAGGAGCGGGAAGGCGGGGCCACAGCAGUUCCCGCCCACCCCGGCAGCGACCCGUGGCUGCUGGGCGCUGAGGCGGCGGCGAGGCCUGGCCCUUGCCAUGGUUCCCGUUCUCCCCGGCCUGUAUCUGAGCGGCGCCGGUGGCGGCUUCCCGGAUGGCGCGUCGGCCUCCGCGCUGCUGCUGGUGGACUCGGAGCCGCCCGAGGCCUCGGCGGCAGCGGGGCUGGAAGCGGUGCUGCACGUGCAGGCCCUGGACCAGCCCGAGGCCGACCUGCUGAGCCACUUGGACGCCUGCGCCUCCUUCAUCAGCCGCGCGCGGGAGCGGGGAGGGGCCGCCGUGGUGCGAUGUCAAGCUGGAGUCAGCCGGAGUGUUGCUGUCGUGACUGCCUAUUUAAUGAAAGCCAAUAACCUCCCUUUUGAAGAGGCCUAUGCCUUUGUUCAGGCCAUCAAACCAGAUGCCAAAAUGAAUGAAGGCUUCGAGUGGCAACUGAAACUCUAUGAAAAAAUGGGAUGUGAAGUCAAUGUAACCAGUCCUGUUUACAAACAGUAUCGUUUGCAAAAGGUGACAGAGAAAUAUCCUGAGCUACGAAAUCUGCCGCUAGAUGUCUUUGCAGUUGAUCCAAACACUGUACAGGAAACUCCAAGCACUGAGGUUCUGUACAGGUGUAGAAAGUGCAGGCGCCUGCUCUUUCGAAGUUCAAGCAUUUUGUCUCAUGAUGAAGGCAAGGGACCUGCCACUUUUGCUCAUAAGAGGCUUUCGAGACCUGCCCCUUUUCACUGUGAUGACCAGUCUAGGUGUACUUCUUACUUCAUUGAGCCCAUGCAGUGGAUGGAACCUGCACUCUUAGGAGUGAUGGAUGGACAGCUUCUGUGCCCAAAAUGUACAUCAAAGCUGGGCUCCUUCCAUUGGCAAGGUGAGCAAUGUUCGUGCGGCCAUUGGGUGACCCCUGCCUUCCAAAUUCACAAGAGCCGUGUGGAUGAAGUAAAAGGACUGCUGCCCAUGAGUAAUCUGCAGACUGUAAAAAGGUGAACUUGGUUUGUACUUCCGCAGUCCAGUCAGUGGCCUCGUUCCUGUAUAGUGCUCCCUAUGGGUUUACAGCAAGUCAUACGUACGACAGCAGCAGUUGAACUCCACGUUGAGUGUUUCCAGAAAAGUCAUUUUGUACUAGAAUACCUAGACUUCAUGUGUCAUUUAAAAAAAAGGAAAAAAGAAAGAGGGAGCAGGCCCUAGGGGUAAGCCAGAGCUGGGGGCAAGAUUAGGACCGUGGCAUGUGGUAAUUAACCAUUCUCUCUGCAUCACAGUUCUGAUAAAAAUCUCACCUCCCUACUCUUCCUGUAGGCUAUGGUCCUGACUUUUAUCAGCCUCCCCCAUCCCCAUGCCUACGGUUUCUUCGAAACAAAACCAAGAUGUGUGCAAUGCAAUUUGUUGUUUGUCCCUAGCUCUUUCACUUGUUUUGUCAAGAAAUUUUCCGAAAUGUUCUGCAUCCAGAGGGUUUUCAUAAACAAACCCGCUUGGUUUUAGUGUCCAAAUGACUAUUAAGGAAAAGUAAUUAGGGAGACUCUGCAGCUGUUAGAUUGUUAUAAAAUAGCAUUCUGAAAUUUGAUAGUUUUGGUGCGAAAUAUGAUUGGAUGUUUGGGAAUACAGAACAGGAAGAGUACUACUCACGAUGAUGCAGGCGUGCCAGCCACUGGAUGCCUGAUGUCUAAUUAUCACUUUAAACUGGAUUAUAACUUGGAAAAGGACUAUCAGAAAAAUCGCUUUGUGAGUGUCUCUGGUGACUGUUGCGUUGAUUUAUCAGCAAUAAGUUAUAUGCUAUCCUACAUCAUGAGGGUUUCUAACAAUCUGUUGUGAAAUGGAUCCAAAUUACAGGUAGUCAGCAUUUGCUGAAUCACUUGACUGACAAAGAUUAGUCUUGGUUUCUAGGUCAUUUACUGAAAGGGCUUGUAAUCUUCUUCCAACAAGGUAUUACGUGCUGUAUGCAAAUUGCAUUUUGAAAUUAAAAAAAAUUCUGAAAACUUGGUGUGUGAGUUAAUGGUAGGGGAGGGGAAUUGGCAGGUUGUUACAUUACAGAGAUGCUCAGUUGUCGAAGAUAAUUAAGUAUAAUAAUAAUAUAAUAAUAAUUUAUUAUUUAUACCCCACCCAUCUGGCCGGGUUCCCCCAGCCACUCUGGGCGGCUUCCAACAAAACAUUAAAAUACAGAAAUCCAUCAAACAUUAAAAGCUUCCUGUCGCGGUCACCCUGACCUGCGCAGCACCCCCGGACGUUUUACGGUCUAUUGAUGAUGCACCAACGACAAAGUAAAUAACCGCUGUCACUUAUUAAUCACUUCAGACCAGGAUAUUCUGCAAUUAAAAAUAUGUUGUUUUAUUGUUGGUACAUAAGCGUAAUGGUUUCAGUAUUUGUCUUAAGAUUGUUACAAAUAACAGAUGUUUCCUAUACCGGCCUAUUACCGCUAAAGAAACUAAAUGUAUCUGUAAAUAAACACACAAACUCUUUAUCCUGACUGAUUAAUAACCCACACCAUCUAUGCCUCACCUCAAUAUUAAACCAGCUCUAUCUCUUCUAACAACCAACUGAGUACUUCUCCAACUGACUACCAACUCACAAACCACCUCACGAACUCUGACUACCUGACUCCAGGGGUGGGGUUUUUAUACUCUGCCAGAGCCCACCCCCUUGGGUUCUAACAGUUCUAUUUGGAUUAACCCUUAGUAACCUGGCUUACCUUUAGGCUGAUCGCCACACUUCCCUAAACAGGGCUGCCAUAGCACUGCCUGCAGAUCUAAAGCAAGAUGACAAAUACUAAAUACGCUUUUGCAGUAUAUUUUCAAUGUUAGGGAGUUUAUAAGGGCUGGACUGCUCACCUCAACUGAUAGGGGACUUGCAACUUGCACAUCUUGGAAGUACAAGUAUUUGUUGUUAAAUAUAUGCACAUUGCCUACUUUAUGUAUGUUUCAUCCUUUUCCAUGGGACACGGUAUUGCUUAAUUCCCCUUGAGCAAUUGGUUCCAAAUAUAUUUCCAUGUUUCCUUAUUUUGCAUAUUCUGGUUUUUUAAAAAAAACAAAAGCUGAUAUUUUAAAACAAAAGCUGAGAUUCUUGUGAAAUAGAUUUUAGAAAUGAAAGGUGACACAAAUUAGGCCUAGGCAUUGGACAGCCAUAAAAUUGGAAGGGUCGGUUGGUAAAACUCUGAGAUUGAAGGAGUUAACGCCGACAAUUCCCAUAAUCCCUGACCACUAGUUCCUGCUAGCUAGGGAUCAUGGGAUCUGUAGGCCAAAAACAUCUGGAGGGCCAAGGUUGAGGAAGCCUGAUUUAGUGGAUGGGUAUGGUUUUUUUUUUUUUUUUUAGUGUAUGGAUGUUUAGUGAGGCAGACACUAGUUCAGGUAAUACAUUUGUCCAAAGGUUAGAAAGAGGCAAAUUUGUAAGAUUAUAGCAGGUCUUUCUUGGCUCAGAAAUAUACAGUAUUUGGGUUAACACAGAACACUUAAGCAAGCUAGAAAUGUGUCUGGAUAAAAUGGUGGCCCCUCUCUCCAUCACUAGAAGAGUUGCGUGUAGAAUUCUGUAGCUGAUGAUAAGGGAUUAAGAUCAGGACUGAAUGUAAUUAGAUUAAUUAAGAAUUUGGAAGCAGGAAGAAAUGAAAACUUUGCACCCUGAAAUCCACCACAUGGGAAGCCACAGAAAAUGUACAAUUGGCUUUAUAAUCGAUACAUACAGUGGUACCUCGACUUCCGAAGGUUUCGACUUCCGAAGUCCACUAACCCGGAAGUAUUUUCACCGUGUGUGUGUUGUGCGCAUGCGCAAAAUGGACGCUUCGACUUCCGAAGAGCGCCGCGGAACAGAUCGCCUUCGUAAGUCGAGGCACCACUGUAUUUGAAUAUGAAUUGUAACUUGAAACUGAAAAAAUGUGGCCGUUAUUGGAUUUUAGUAAUCGAAAAUUGAUAAAAAUUAUUUACAAAAAAUAAAGAAGAGUUGUGUGUAACAUGAAAGCCCAUUUACAAAUUAAGAAACAGAAAGGGAAACAUUGAGGUUUGACCUGCGUUGGCAUAGUAGAACUUUGCAAAAUGCUGCAGCACACCUCAUCCUGGUGUAAGAAGCUGUACCAUCAAAACCAAACUCUGCUAUAAUCUGUUUUUGCUUUCACUGUUCUUGAGAAGUGCACUGAAGGAAAAGUUCAGGCUCCAUGGCUUGUGCUGUGGUUAAGACACACCUGUGUUGCUCAGGGGAGCUAAAAGGCUUCCAGCUCUUGAACUUUGACCACGGCUAUGAAAUGAUCAUAGCCUCUUGGGCUUGGGGGGGAUUUUUCAAGGUACCGUACUAUUCCCCAUGCGUGUCCAAAAAUGAUAAACCUGGGCCUCUUGCACAGUGAUGUGUAUAAUAGUGCAAGAAUAAAUCCACUGUUUGUGCUAUUGAAGUUUCUGACUGCUAUAUAGUUCAGACAACGCACAGAGAACUAGAAAUUCUUACAUUGUUACAGUAGCGAUAAAUUGCCGGUCCAAUAAAACAUUCACUGAUUAGUAAUCAAAUAACAUUCAGUAUUCCCAACAAAGUGCCUUGUAAUUGUGCUAGACAUCUGGAAAUUUUUUUAUUCUCUCACCAGGAAAUUACUGUGUCCUACACAUUUUAUUGCAUUUGCUGUAUGUUUUCUUGAUGUAAGUUUGCUGGCUCAUUCUUGAGAGAUGCUUCUUCAUUUAUGGUGCUCAACUAUCCCAAUACAGUGCAUGUCCUACAUUGCCGAUUGCAGCCCUCGGCUCCUUUGGGAGAAAGGAUGGGAUAUAAGUUUAAUUAAUAAUAUUGUUUAUUCAGAAGUAGUCUCGCCAGGUUCAGUGGGAUUUACUCCAAGUAAUCAUUUGUCAAGGGAUGGGUGGCGCUGUGGUCUAAACCACUGAGCCUAGGGCUUGCCGAUCAGCAGUUUGAAUCCCUGCGACGGGUUGAGCUCCCGUUGCUCGAUCCCUGCUCCUGCCAACCUAGCAUUUCGAAAGCACGUCAAAAGUGCAAGUAGAUAAAUAGGGAAGGUAAACGGUGUUUCCGUGUGCUGCUCUGGUUUUGCCAGAAGUGGCUUAGUCAUGCUGGACACAUGACCCGGAAAAACUGCGAACAAACGUCGGCUCCCUCGGCCAGUAAAGCGAGAUGAGCGUAGCAACCCCAGAGUCGUCUGCAACUGGACCUAAUGGUCAGGGGUCCCUUUACCUUUACCUGUAAUCAUGUGUAGGAUUGAGGAGCGAUUUUUUGCAAACCAGCUAGCUUCAAGAUUUCUCGACUGCAGCUUUUUCAAGGUUUCGUUUAAUUUGUUCUUACGAGUUGAUGAAAACAACUGUUUAAAAGCAUUUUGGGUUAAACGAAGUCAAAUAGUAAUAGAAAGCUGAAUAAGUUGUCAGCAACGAUUAGCUUUACGUUUUAAAUGCUAAUUGUUUUGAGCUGUGUUGAAAUGGAUUUAUGCAUUGUUGAAUAAAAAGUGACAUCUAGAGGUGGUUCGUAUUACUGCACUUUUUGGUUUGGUUGAUAAUGGUUCUUAGUAAAUUCUACUGUUUACGUUUGUCAAAUAAAGCUGUACAAAAUAUAGUUGCCUAUUAUGUUCACUUUGUGGUUUUCCCAUCCAUUCAUUAUAAAUUACUGGACAGAUUUCUUAACCUAGGACGAUUAAUUUAAGGUCAGUAGAAUAGCCUGGCUGGAUCAGAAAAGUAUAGCUAUUUAGUCUGCAAUUACAAUCCUUUGUUUUUCCUUUUUUUUGGAAAAUGCAGGAAAUGUUGCUGCCAACCAUGUUGUCCUUCUAUGUUUCCCCCAUUCUUUUUCCUGUUCUAUGUUGGAAGUUCAUUUGUUGCAAUUUACUCGCUAAAAACGAAUAGGGCUGCAGUGGAAUGCAUGGAGGCAUUGCUCACGCAAGUGUUGUUCUGCCUUCUGCACAUUGACACCUGUGUGAUGUUUCCAGAGGUUAGACCUGGGACCAUGCUUGCACACUUACUCCUUCAUGCAACUCUUCUGCUGCUGGAGCAUGCAUGCCAUUGCUGUGCCAUGACCCACAAUAACCGUUUCGAAAAACUAAAAAAUUGCUUUAGACAGUAAAAGACAAAAACAGUGGGUCUUUUAUUAAAAGAAUAGUAAUUGUGCCCACACAGGUCUCUGGCCCAUAGGCUUAGGUGAUUUCCAGGCCAUGCCCUCCCUUCUCGG
Messenger RNA from Zootoca vivipara (common lizard), 6225 nucleotides. It is a transcript of the gene DUSP12, whose product is annotated as dual specificity phosphatase 12. Gene Ontology annotation, cellular component: nucleus. Gene Ontology annotation, molecular function: protein tyrosine/serine/threonine phosphatase activity. The record is from RefSeq and is a predicted model, not a curated record. Gene Ontology annotation, biological process: protein dephosphorylation. Lineage: Eukaryota; Metazoa; Chordata; Lepidosauria; Squamata; Lacertidae.